Messenger RNA from Acytostelium subglobosum LB1, 804 nucleotides. RefSeq lists its product as hypothetical. The transcript has 2 exons. The coding region runs from base 1 to 804 and encodes 267 amino acids. Lineage: Eukaryota; Evosea; Eumycetozoa; Acytosteliales; Acytosteliaceae. The record is from RefSeq and is a predicted model, not a curated record.
AUGGAAGGAGAAGACGUUCAAGCUUUGGUUAUCGACAACGGUUCCGGAAUGUGCAAGGCCGGUUUCGCCGGAGAUGAUGCUCCACGUGCAGUGUUCCCAUCGAUCGUCGGUCGUCCAAGACACACCGGUGUCAUGGUCGGCAUGGGUCAGAAGGACUCCUACGUCGGAGAUGAGGCCCAGUCCAAGAGAGGUAUCCUCACCUUGAAGUACCCAAUUGAGCACGGUAUCGUCACCAACUGGGAUGAUAUGGAGAAGAUCUGGCAUCACACCUUCUACAACGAGCUCCGUGUCGCCCCAGAGGAGCACCCAGUCCUUUUGACUGAGGCCCCACUCAACCCAAAGGCCAACCGUGAGAAGAUGACCCAGAUCAUGUUCGAGACCUUCAACACCCCAGCCAUGUACGUUGCCAUCCAGGCCGUCCUGUCCCUGUACGCCUCUGGUCGUACCACCGAGGCCCUCUUCCAGCCAUCCUUCCUCGGAAUGGAGUCUGCCGGUAUCCACGAGACCACCUACAACUCCAUCAUGAAGUGUGACGUUGAUAUCCGUAAGGAUCUCUACGGAAACGUCGUCUUGUCCGGAGGCACGACCAUGUUCCCAGGCAUUGCUGACCGUAUGCAGAAGGAGUUGACUGCCCUCGCCCCAUCCACCAUGAAGAUCAAGAUCAUUGCCCCACCCGAGCGCAAGUACUCUGUCUGGAUCGGAGGUUCCAUCCUUGCUUCCCUCUCCACCUUCCAACAGAUGUGGAUCUCCAAGGAGGAGUACGACGAGUCUGGACCAUCCAUUGUCCACAGAAAGUGCUUCUAA